ACUUUAUUUCAUGUUAUUUAUAAUCGUUAAAUAUGGCAUGAUUUAAUACAGUUUGUUUUACAUCUUGGGCCGAUAUGCGUAUGUGUUUCUUGUGCCUAGGAACUAAUGUUUGUUCAUGUGCUGGUACUGCGUGUUUUGCUGUUACACUGUACAACUCCAUGUGGGUUGACGUCUUUUUGAAGCUCUGCUGAGGUCUGUGAUAAAGUUUAGUGUGACGGGAGGUCUGUGACGAAGUUAUGCAGAAAAGGAACUAAAUUAAUCUCCUUUCACGACAAGCGGCCAACGAGGUAUUUGUUUUGUGUUUUCAUUUUCUUGUUUUCAUUCAUAUGUGUAGCACAAUAUGCUAAUGUGUUUGGCUAUGUAUGCGUGUCAUUUCGGUGUUGUAGUUCUCACGGCGUAACGGAAGAGGGAAGGCUACAGGAUGAAAACUCCCAAGAAAUAAACGCCCGUUUUAAAGAACCGACCUGUGUCUGUGUCGUGAAAAGAGCUACAGUGAGAACUCGCCUGCUCAGCGCGGGUGGGAAAGACAGCGAGACUGGAGCGAGAGACGACGCUGCGUUCAAGGACCAUCCAGCACAUCAGAGAAGCAACGCCAGCGGUGCACUGUCGGCAUGAUGACCGCAAGCUACGGUAAUUAGACUGUGUCAAAGUCGCAACAUUUCAGGAUAAAGCCAGGAAGUGCUCUACCACAUCCUUCAAGUUAAAGGUGGUGUGAGAAGUGGUUAAUCUGGAAAUUGCAAAUAAGGACUCAGGUCUAUCAUCUAUGCUAAGCCUAUGCUGGUGAUGAAGCUAAUGUGUUGGUGUUCAUGAAUGGUACAUGUCAAAGGGUUUAAAGACGAAAAUUAAUCAUAUAAGAAAGUAAAGAAAUUAUAAGUUAAUAUUAAAGAAAGAAUAUAUUAUUUAUAAGUUCAAGUUAAAAAAGAAGAACGUUUUCACAUUUUAUGAAAGGUAUUACACUUAAAGGACAAUUUACUUGAGCUUUAAAGGGUCAUUCCACUGACAAAAACAUUUUCUUUGUAAAGUAUAAGUGAUGUAAUGCCUUUCUAAGCAUAUUUCACUACAUUUAAGGUGUAUUAGUAACGAGCUAAAUCUUAUUCUUGUUAUUGUUAUUUUGUUGUAAAGCUGAGGUCAAGUUAAACUUGUUAAUGAGUGCAUACAUUUGAUAACCUCACUGAUUACUUAUGUAUACAUUCAGAGAUCCAAUUCAAGCUUAGUAGUUACACAUGCUCUAUUACAGUCGGUUAUAAGUUAUUAAGUCAUCUCAAAAUGUCAGAAGCAGGGACUGAGACCUGCCACAAAAAUGCCAAAUCAUCUGCUCAACUUGAAACAACAGAAACAGAGUUGGCAGAAGAAGUGGAAGAGCUACGAAGAGGUGAAAGAAAUCGAACACUAACAGAAAAAGGAAAAUAACUCCAAGCUGAAAAGUUGAAAAGUGUACAACGUCACUACAGAAUCGUCUAUGAGAAAUGGAGGUACCAUGUGAGAAUAGGCAAAGAAAUACUGAAUGAUGACGCCUCCAAGGAUGAAUUGAGAGAGCUUAUUGCAAAUAUAAAAAGCUCUUGCUCAGAUGUAAAAGCCUUGUAUGAAGAGUUACGUCUCAUACAUACUCCUGAACCAAACCUGCGACGCAGAGUUGAUACAUGCAUAUCACUCUCAGGAUUCAUUAUUCGAAAGGCAGAGAGACAGCUUGAAGAGAAUACAGCAGACUUAAAGGAAGAAUCUUGGCCCGAUGUUGGAUCUGUUCUAAACUCAACUGACUCUUCAUUAUCUCCAUUGUCUUGUCGAUCAAAGUGUAGCUCCGCUCAUUCUAGUCUUCUCAAAAGAUUUGAAGCUGCAGCUGAAGCCGCUGCAUCUCAGGAAGUCCUAGCAGUUUUAGGUGAACAAGAAAAGGAAGCAACAGAACUUCAAAGGCUGGAGACUGAAGAUAAAAAACAGAUGGCCAAAGAUAAGCUCUAAAGAUGGCAGCGAACUAAGAGAAUUUGCAGACUUCCUUAAGAGCUGUGAGGCUGCAAUGCCCCACAUUAAGACAUUAGAAGUACUGAAUGACUGCAACGAGAGUCAACAAAUAUUGAUGAAACUGCCAGAUUGGUUGGUAUCCGGCUGGAACCGAAAAGCAAUGGAGGCCAGACAUGCAAAUGGUGGUUACCCACCAUUCAAAGUGUUUGUAGAUUUCAUAUCAAAGGAAGCAGAUCUCGCAUGUGAUCCCAUAUCCUCGAUACAAGCUAUCAGGAGUGUCGAAAGUGAAAAAACAAAGAAUCCAAGAAGCCAAACUAUUCAAGCAAAGACACUGUCCACAAACACAACACAAAGUAGCAUCCCAACAUGCAUCUUCUGCAAAGGAACAGGACACGUCCUCCCAAAGUGUAGAAAGUUUGUAGAAAAGACUGUUGAAGAUCGCAUCAAGUUUGUGUAUGCAGAAAGGCUAUGCUUUGGAUGUUUGAAUACUGGUCAUCAGUCAAAGGCGUGCAAUGACAAAAGCACAUGUGAAAAGUGUCAGAGGAGACAUCCAACGUGUUUGCAUGACGACAAGUUCAAAGGCAAAAUGUCAACAACCUUUAAUGGAGACGACAUCUCAAAGGACAAAACAGACACCAAAGAAAUCGCUGCAACCACCAACAGAGUCAUACAAGAAGGUCCAAGCACACAAACGUCCGCAAUCAUACCAGUCUGGGUCUCAUCCACAAAACAGCCAGAACAAGAAGUUCUUGUCUACGCACUCUUGGACACACAGAGUGACACGACUUUCAUUCUAGAUGAAGUGGCCCAAAAUCUUGACACAAACAAAGAAAAUGUUCGUUUGCGGCUAUCUACAAUGUCAACAAAGUCAACAGUCAUACCCUGUCAGAAACUGACAGAACUUCAAGUGAGGGGAUACGACCUGGAAAAAAUGAUUCCUUUGCCACCUCUUUUCACAAGAGAGUUCAUUCCAGUUGACAGGUCACACAUUCCUACCUCAGAGACAGCUCUAAAAUGGCCACAUUUGGAACAGUUGGCAGACAAGAUUCCACCACCAUUGGAUUGCGAAGUAGGUCUUUUAAUCGGAUAUAACUGUCAGCAAGCCCUUCUUCCAAGAGAGAUCCUAUCCGGUAAAGACAAUUAUCCAUAUGCACAGCGGACGGAUCUUGGCUGGAGUAUCGUCGGUUGCUCGAAUCCAGCAAAGGAUUACUGUGACACAAUAGGAACUAGUCACAGAAUCGUAGUGCGACAAGUAACACCUGCUGUCCAGCCAGUAAUUCAGCUGAAGAGAGAAGUACACUUUGUGUGCAGAACUCAAGUCAAAGAGAUCCAUCCAACAGACAUACUCAAGGUUCUCGAGUCGGAUUUCACUGAACACACUACAGAUGAUAACCAAGUGUCUCAGGAGGACCUUCUCUUCUUGUCUAAAGUGAAGGAAGGUAUCCGCCAAAGAGAAGACGGCCACUAUGAACUCCCUCUUCCCUUCAAAUCGGAUAACCCUCAUCUCCCUGACAAUAAACGAUCUGCAGUUCACAGACUGAUCUCAUUGGAAAGACGACUAAGGAGAAAUGAACAGUAUUACAAGGAUUACGUUCAUUUCAUGAAUGACAUAAUAACCAGAGGCGAUGCUGAGAAGGUUCCAGAGUCUGAACUCAACAACCAAAUAUCAUGGUACAUUCCGCACCACGGAGUCUACCACCCCCACAAACCCGGAAAAAUCCGUGUGGUUUUUGAUUGUUCAGCACGUUUCCAAGAAACCUCUCUAAACGAUCAUCUCUUGACUGGUCCCGACCUGACAAACACGCUCAUUGGAGUGUUAUGUAGAUUUAGAAAGGGUCCGGUAGCCAUAAUGUGCGAUGUUGAACGGAUGUUCCACCAAUUUCAUGUCACAAAGGAACACCAAAACUACCUAAGGUUUCUCUGGUGGGACAAAGGCGACCUGGACUCAAAACCUUCAGUAUAUAGGAUGAGAGUGCACCUGUUUGGAGCAGCGUCAUCCCCUGGCUGCUCCAACUUUGGAUUCAAACACCUGGCAUCCCAGGGUCAUGGGAAGUUCAGUGAAGAGUCCAUCAAGUUUAUACAGAGAAGCUUCUAUGUGGACGAUGGCCUAAUAAGUGUAAGGUCACCGGCUGAAGCCAUCUGUCUUGUUGAAGAGUCAAGAGCCUUGUGCAGAACAGGAAAUCUUCAUCUUCACAAGUUCGUAUCCAACGACAAAGAGGUGAUUGCCGCAAUACCACCUGAAGAACUUGCCAAAAACAAGGAUCUAGACUUAACUCUUGGAGAACUUCAUAUUGAGCGAGCACUUGGAGUUCAGUGGUGUGUUGAAGCAGAUGAAUUCCAAUUCAGAGUUGUGGUUAAGGAAAAUCCACUGACAAGGAGGGGAGUUCUCUCAACCGUUGCCUCUGUCUUUGAUCCUCUUGGAUUUGUGGCCCCCUUUGUGCUCCUCGGAAAACAAAUCCUUCAGACUCUAUGUCGGGACAGAGUGAGCUGGGACGAAGCUCUCCCUGCUCAUAUCCUGCCACAAUGGGAGUCAUGGCUUAGAGGUUUAUCUCACUUGGCAACCCUAAAAAUUCCAAGAUGUUAUCUUCCAUCAAGCUUUGGCGAGGUCAAACAAUAUGAACUGCACAACUUUUCAGAUGCAAGUACCAACGGCUACGGUGCAUGCUCUUACCUCAGAGCUAUAAGCAAAACAGGUCAGAUAAAUUGCUCACUCAUCAUGGGGAAGGCAAGAGUAGCCCCUACCAAACUAACGACUAUUCCAAGACUUGAGUUGUCGUCAGCUGUGACUUCAGUACGCAAUGGUGAUGUCAUCAAACGCGAGCUGGAGAUUGAAAACCUGCAAGAAUAUUACUGGACUGACUCAAAGGUAGUCCUUGGUUACUUGAACAACGAUGCCAAGAGGUUCCACACGUUUGUUGCCAACCGUAUCCAGCGCAUAAGAUCUAGCACCAACCCUGAACAAUGGCGACAUGUUAGCUCUGAAAAUAACCCAGCCGACUACGCCUCAAGGGGGCUGAGCGCAGUUCAGCUCAAAGAGUCUAACUGGCUAAAAGGACCUGACUUUCUUUUCCAGCUGAACCUUCCAUGUGAAGAGAAGGUGAGAGCAGUGGAAACAGACGAUCCUGAACUUCGCAAAGUUCAUGUUCACACAGUCAAAACUAAGGAAGAAAAUUCACUGUUGAACCGCUUCUCUAAGUUUUCUGACUGGUCCAGGACAGUGAGAGCUGUCGCAAGACUCAAGAGAUUUGUCAGAGAAUCCAGGAGACUUCAGCCAAGAACUAAUGAAGCAACUAACCUUGCAGAAAGAAGAGAAGCAGAAAUCUUUAUUAUCAAGCUGGUGCAAGAAGAGGCCUUCACCGAAGAAAUUAAAACAGUUCAGCUUCAAAAGGGAAGCACCUUGAACAAGCACAACAAGCUACACCUGUUGAAUGCCUUCCUGGACAAGAACAAUGUUCUUAGGGUGGGAGGACGGCUAUCUCAAUCAGCCUUACAUCAUGACAUAAAACAUCCUGCAAUACUUCCGAAGAAAGCUCAUGUGUCCGCCUUGCUCGUCAAACAUCAUCAUGAGCGUGUACAUCACCAAGGAAGAGGCAUGACAAUGAAUGAGGUACGUGCGAAUGGAAUAUGGAUCCUGGGAUGUGGAAAUGUAGUUUCAUCACACAUCUACAAGUGUGUAAAAUGUAGGAAAUACAGAAGAACCACAGAGACUCAACAAAUGGCCGAUCUGCCAGAGGACAGAACCGAGACAUCCCCUCCGUUUACUUACUGCGGUAUAGAUUGUUUUGGUCCCUUUAUUGUGAAGGAAGGAAGAAAGGAGGUAAAACGAUAUGGAUUGUUGUUUACCUGCCUAUGCUCCAGAGCGGUGCAUAUAGAGACGCUAGACGAUUUGAUGACAGAUGCCUUCAUGAAUGCACUUCGAACAAUGGUAGCAAUCAGAGGACCUGUGCGCCAAUUACGAUGCGACCAAGGAACAAACUUCAUUGGUGCCAAGAGGGAGUUUUCUGAGUUGCUCAAAGGAAUGGAUCAGGAACGUCAACGAGCAAUUGGUUGCGAAUUUGUAAUGAAUGUUCCUUCAGCAAGCCAUAUGGGAGGAGUCUGGGAACGCCAAAUCAGAACGAUUCGAAGCAUUCUGACAGUCAUGUUAGACAAGUCUGCAAGCAGACUAGACACCACAACUCUGAGAACAUUCCUUUACGAAACAAUGGCAAUAAUUAACAGCAGGCCGUUAAGUGUUGAACACCUCCACGAUCUUACUGGUCCAGAGCUUCUCACUCCCAACCACAUAAUAACCAUGAAGUCAUCAGUUAUUCUGCCCCCUCCUGGAGAGUUCUGUAAAGAAGACCUCUAUCUGCGCAAGAGAUGGAGAAGAGUGCAGUUCUUAGCCAAUGAGUUCUGGCGAAGAUAGAAACGAGAAUA
This is a messenger RNA of Gymnodraco acuticeps, 6372 nucleotides long. RefSeq lists its product as uncharacterized. NCBI's taxonomy places the organism in Eukaryota, Metazoa, Chordata, Actinopteri, Perciformes, Bathydraconidae. The record is from RefSeq and is a predicted model, not a curated record. Gene Ontology annotation, molecular function: zinc ion binding; nucleic acid binding. The coding region runs from base 2012 to 6361 and encodes 1449 amino acids. Gene Ontology annotation, biological process: DNA integration. The transcript is spliced from 2 exons.